CUCUCAAGCUAUUGGCUCCUCUCUGGGGAGCGGAGGGUGUUCAGUUAUUAAUGACCGCUGAGCAGGCAGCACCAUGUCAGCGUGACAACUGAUCGGGCGAACGAUGCACCACUAACCACCAUGGAAACCAGGAGAAAGAAGAAGAAACGCUAGCAGGCAUCUCCCCCUCUCUCUCUCUCUCUUUCUCCCUCCCUGGCUCCUGUGGAUUGUCAGCUUCCGUCAGCCAGCAACAGAGCUCUGGAAAAAGUAAAGGAUCUCAGCCGGCAGCACAGAUUUCCUCACGCUACGGGAUAUAGAAAGACAACCGUACUGUAGUAUCUGUGCAUGCAUCUCCUUGGCUCCCUCUCCUUAGCAGCAAUAUGUGGUUAUCUGAAGUAAGGAAUCCAAACAUACAGGACCAUUUCAGGACCGAAACUCUUCCGGCAGGGCCUCUUUUCCAUAACAACAAAAAAGAAGGAAGAUAUGGGAUGUAAAAGCAACACUACUAUAUAAUUUGUCUGCACCCUGUUCAACAACAUUCUGAAUGGACUUCACUUUCAAAUGCAUCUCAGUAUUUAUCCUUAUGAAGAGAGUAACAUAAUUCCCAAAACAUGUUUCUCAUAAUGAGAGAGAGUGAUUGCAAGGAUGCCACUUAUUUCCAAGGAGAUUGUUGUGCUUCUUCAUCAUGCAUCAUUUUAACAAUGAAAGUAUUUGUCUUAUCAAAUGACUGACUCUUAACUGAUUUUUUAAAAAAACUAAUUGUGUGAUCCUUAAAUGCCAAUUACUCUUCAGGAAUACUGAGCUAAAAUGAAGGACAUGCCACUCAUAAUUCAUUUUUUACUUGGCCUAACUACCAUCGCUCCAGUAUACACUGUGGAUAAGAAAGAAGACUGCCCUCACACAUGUAUGUGUGAAGUAAGGCCGUGGUUUACUCCAAGAUCUAUAUACAUGGAAGCUUUGACAAUAGACUGCAAUGAUGUUGGCCUCUCUGCCUUCCCUACCAGAUUGCCUGCUGAGACACAGGUCCUACUCCUACAGGCAAACAACAUUACAAAAUCUGAAUAUGCAUCACACUUCCCAGUAAACCUUACUGGCUUGGAUUUAUCUCAGAACAGUUUGUCCUCAGUGGCCAAUAUUGAACUUGGAAGGAUGCCCCAACUGCUCUCACUGUAUCUUGAAGAAAACAAACUCAUGGAGCUGCCUAACAAAUGUCUGUCUGGACUAACCAAUCUCCAAGAGCUCUAUAUUAACCACAACCUGAUUUCCUCAAUUGCACCAGGAGCCUUUAUGGGCCUGGAUAAUCUUCUUAGACUUCAUCUCAAUUCAAAUAGUCUGCAAAUGAUUAACAGCAAAUGGUUUGAAGCAAUUCCUAAUCUUGAAAUUCUAAUGAUUGGAGAAAAUCCCGUAAUCAGAAUUGAAGAUAUGAAUUUUAAGCCCCUUAUCAAUCUGCGCAGCCUGGUUUUAGCAGGCUUAAAUAUCACAGAAAUACCAGAUAAUGCCUUGGCUGGCCUUCACAAUUUAGAAAGCAUCUCUUUUUAUGACAACAGAUUAGUUAAAGUCCCCCACACAGCUCUUCAAAAUGCUACGAACCUUAAAUUUUUGGAUCUAAACAAGAACCCUAUUAACAGAAUACGAAGAGGGGAUUUUAGAAAUAUGGUACACCUUAAAGAAUUGGGGAUUAAUAACAUGCCUGAACUUAUAUCUAUAGAUAACCUGGCAGUUGACAAUUUGCCAGAUCUGAGAAAAAUAGAAGCAACUAAUAACCCCAGAUUAUCAUACAUCCACCCAAAUGCAUUCUUUCGACUUCCCCAUUUGGAAUCACUUUUGCUAAACAGCAAUGCGCUAAGGGCCCUGUACCGCAGUACUAUCGAGUCUUUGCCUAAUCUCAAGGAAAUCAGCAUACACAGCAACCCAAUUCGAUGUGAUUGUGUCAUUCGAUGGAUUAACAUGAAUAAAACUAGCAUCAGGUUCAUGGAGCCAGAGUCAUUAUUCUGUGUGGAUCCUCCUGAAUUUCAAGGUCAGAAUGUGAGGAAGAUUCAUUUUAGGGAAAUGAUGGAAAUCUGCCUUCCACUGAUAGCCCCAGAAAGUUUUCCCUCAAACCUGAAUUUAGAAACAGGCAGCUACAUUUCUUUACAUUGUAGAGCAACAGCAGAACCAGAACCUGAGGUAUACUGGAUAACUCCAUCAGGACACAAGCUAUUGCCAAACACGGUUUCUGCCAAAUACUAUGUACAUUCGGAAGGAACACUGGAUAUCAGUGCUAUAACACAUCAAGAAAGUGGUCUAUAUACAUGCAUCGCAACUAAUUUAGUUGGUGCAGAUUUAAAAUCUGUUAUGAUUAAUGUGGAUGGUUCUUCUCCCUGGGAUAACCAUAUAUCUUUGUCUAUUAAAAUAGAAGAUGUGCGAACUAAUUCUGUGCUACUGUCCUGGAAAGCAAAUUCUAAAUUGGUGAAAUCUGCCAUUAGAUGGGCUGCUUUUCCCAAACAUGGAAACUCUCUGACUUCUCAGAGCGUUCGCAUCCCUUCCCAUGUAAAGGUGUAUAAUUUUACACAUCUCACCCCACUGACGGAAUAUACAAUUUGUAUGGACAUCCCCACUGUCCAACUGCAGAAUGCAAAGCAAUGUAUCAAUGUCACCACGAAAGGAUUGGACCCGGCAAUGACAAAUUAUGAGAAAAGGAAUAUUAUCACAUUUCUGGCCUGCCUUGGGGCUCUUUUGGGAUUUAUAUAUGUAGUAUCUCUCUUCAGUUGCAUCUCUCGUGAAAUGAACUGUGAUGCAGGACACAGCUAUUUAAGGAAUUACCUGAAGAAACAAUCCUUUUCGUUCAGUGAGCUUUAUCCUCCUCUAAUUAGCCUUUGGGAUACUGGCAAAGAAAAAAGCACAGCACUCGAAGUCAAAGCAACAGUGAUAGGAGUUCCGGCUAACUUGUCAUGAAAUAUCAGUGUUGCUGUACUUAACAUUUUAAAAUUAUUUACACAGGACUACAGUUAUGAUCAACAAAAAAGCAAAACAAAAAUAUUCCUCUAUAUAAGCAUCACAGGCUUGGACUCAGCUAAUGGGAAUAUAUUCAAAUAAGAAUAAUUUAUUGGUGUGGUAUUUUUUUUAAAAAAACACAAACACCUGUCUUCAAAGAGUACUGUGCCAACCAGAUUGUUUUAUAGGACUUUAUAGUGUUACUUCUUAUACUCUAAGAAGCACUUAAUACUGUUGCAACAGUGCAAGUAGGAGAGAAAAUUUUCUGUUUUUGUUGUUUUUUAAAAAAUAAAUAAAUAAAUGUAGGAAUAGUGGAACUGAGUAAUAUGACCCUCCUGUGUUGUAUGACACACACUAGCCACGAUUUCUGUUCUGUUUUGGGUUUGUUGGGGAUUUUUUUAAAGUGAUCGGAUGAAAUUAGAAUUGACCCAUGGUGUAACAAAAUGGAGAAAUUCUGUAGAGUAGAUAAUGUGACUAUGUGAAACUUUUUUAAUGAGCAAAAAUACAUUUUUGAUUACAGCCAAAA
This is a messenger RNA of Sphaerodactylus townsendi, 3478 nucleotides long. RefSeq names its product leucine rich repeat neuronal 3 (gene LRRN3). The transcript has 2 exons. The coding region runs from base 787 to 2913 and encodes 708 amino acids. Lineage: Eukaryota; Metazoa; Chordata; Lepidosauria; Squamata; Sphaerodactylidae. Gene Ontology annotation, molecular function: protein binding. The record is from RefSeq and is a predicted model, not a curated record.